This is a messenger RNA of Dibothriocephalus latus, 633 nucleotides long. The record is from the annotation of a GenBank genome assembly. NCBI's taxonomy places the organism in Eukaryota, Metazoa, Platyhelminthes, Cestoda, Diphyllobothriidea, Diphyllobothriidae.
AUGUGGCACGAAGCCCGAAAGCAAGAGAAACAUAUUCGGUCAAUCCUGAUUGAUUACCGGAAGAGGGCUGAACGUCGUCAGGAUUUCUAUGCCAGAAUCAGACAAGAUCCCAUAAAGUUUUUGAGGGUCUAUGGCACGCGAGCCAAGAUAAAUCUUGAUGCUGAUAUUGUGAAGGCUGCAGAAAAUCCGAAGACGAUACUGACCACCCUUGAGAAGAUAGAAGAACGCCUCUGCAACUACGAAAGAUACCGGUGCCUGGUUCAAAACGACUUUCUGGCAGGUGCUAUCCCUCACAUUACUGAAGCCAUGACUCUCAAGCAAAUCGAGACGGACGAGAAAUUUGGCGAUGCCGAUGAACGUAAGAAGGUCAAGGAGGAAGAGGAAGAAAAGAAGAAGAAACAACUUGAGGGCAAGGCUGCAAUAAACUUUGUGUACGAAGAAAAUGAGCCCAGCAGCGGGACUGCCAAUCCAGCCGCAGGAGAGUCUUCUGAAUCUGAAUGUGAAGCUGACAGCGAUAUGGAUAUUGAGUACAAAAUGAAGAGCUCGGAUUUUAUCCGACUGCUUGACGCCGAUCAGCAACUGGAGACCGAACUGCGUCUGGCCAAAGCUAUGGAAGAGGAGAAAUCGCACCUG